ACCGGAAACACUUGCUGUUCUCCGAGGCACGUUUUCCUUCUGUGCAGCAUGUACAACUAAACGUCAGUGUGAGAGCUAACGUUUGUAGAUAUGGUGGAGCUUUCUGUUAAAGCUUCAGCGCCUGUCCGGCCCGCCGGAGUCCUGCAACAGAACCGAGUCUUCUUAGACUUCUUCUGGGACUUGGCCAAACCGGACCAGGAGGUUCGAUUAUCUGCAGUAGAGAACUUGAUUCAGUACUUGAAGACCAACAACAAGGAAGAUGAACUGGAAUACACAUUUAAGCGGCUCGUGGAUGGACUGGCGCACACACGAGAGGCUGCAAGACCUGGCUUCAGUCUGGCCCUCGGUCAAGUUUUGAAUGCAUUUGAAGAUGUGUCUCUGCAGAGCAUCCUGGACAGAAUCAAUGAGAAACACAACUUACAGGCAGUCAAGAAGAAACUUUUCAGAAAUGCUUUGUUUGGAAACCUGUUUGGUGUCCUUGCUCUUCAUCAGUCUGGCCGCCUGUCCAAAGAGCCGCAAGUGGUGCUGGGAUGUGUGCAGCUCCUCCAGAGCCUUAGCCAACACAGACAACACCUGAAAGAUCUGCCCACAAAGACCAUGAAGGACAUCCUCACUGAGAUCCCAGAGGAGGUUUUUGAGGAAGUCCUUCUGAGCACCUUGAGAACAGAGCUGGCCUCAGCCUUCAGCACCCCGGAGCAGAUGCAGCUGCUGCUGGUGGCACUGCAGCGUUUUCCAGAAACCCUCAAACCCAAGAAACUCAAGAAGCUGCUGGGCUCAUCCACCAUCAUUAACUGUGAGAACAUCCCAAGGCUGACAGAGGUGUUAAAGGCUGCAGCCCGCUCAGUGAAGAAGGAAUGCGUUCUCCCUUCAAUGGCUCUGGAUCUCUUGAAGCUCUCCCUGAAGGAGGACAGCUUCGAGCUCUUCUGGGACAAAGCCAUCGUUGAAGGCAUGUUGAGUGAGCAGGGACCGACCCGUUACUUGAGCUUCCGUCUGCUGGGCAGCGCUCUGCCUCUGCUGUCUCUGGACCAGCUGAAGGAUGUGUUGUCUGGAGAAGUGAUGAUGCUCUACGGAGAACAUGUGGUGACUGCACAACUUCCAGAAAGAUUCAAGUUGGCUCCGGAGAUGGAAACCUACGUGUCCAACUUCCUGCAGAGCUGUGAGGAUUCGGACAAACAGCUGGCAGUGAUGGUGGCCUUCUCGUCACUGACCAACCAGGGUUACCCUGUGGUGCCGUCCGUGUGGAGGGUGGUGCAGUUCCUGCAGCCUGCAGCUCUGCAGAAGUAUGUGGAGUGGCUAAAGAGCAUGUUCAUUGAACCUCAGCUGGGGCAGCUGCUGAACUUCAGCACCCGCAAGCAGAAAGAAAACCAGGAAAGACAGGACCAAGAUGAAAAUUUAAUCUUCCGGUUGCGGAAGUGGAUUGUUGCACGUCUGGUCUCGAUCAUUGACAACAACCAGGUAAAGAAGCAGGAGGAUCUCAUCAUGGACGUAGCGAGGUUUGUCUUUUUCCAUGCUUUCUUUACAACCAAGAAGCCUUCAGAUGAAAUCCAGGAGACGACAGUGAAACUCUCUGCUCCUAUUGAUGAAGACACCAGACCUGUGCUGGUCAGCUCUUUCUUUGGUCUUCUCCUGUCCCUUCACCACCUCCCCCCAGCUGAGGACUCAGCAGAAGGGGCCGCUGUCAACCAGAAGCGGGGUUUGGGCGUGACGUCUGACGGCACCAUGUGGAUCUACCACCUGGUUCAGUUCGCUCAAGUCCUGCUUCACCAGCCCAAAUAUGUCCAGAGCUGCCAGCCGUUCAGUGCUGAGCAGAAACAGGCCUGGGACAGCAUGUUGGAGUCUGUGACAACCCUGAAGAAGAAAGCAAAGAAAGUCCAAACGGCAGAGAGCAGUGCCUUCCAGCAGCUCUUCCUGUUGGUUGGUAUGAACCUCUUCAAGGCCCCUGACGAGCUGCUGGACAUCAUGAAAGAUCUUCAGAGCUGUGUGGACAAGGCCCAGGAGAAGAAAUCCAAGAAGAAGAAAAAGAAGAAACAAGAGCAGGAGGAGGAGGAACCCGAGUGGGUGGAGGUGAUGGUUGACAUCUUGCUUUCCCUGCUGUCUCAGCCCAGUCGACUCAUCAGACAGGUCUGCAAAACCGUCUUCUCUUCCAUCUGUCCUCAUGUGACUGCGACCGCCCUCAACGCCAUCAUAGACGUUUUGGACUCGGAGAAUGAUGAUGAAGACGCUGCUGUGGUUGUCACCGAUGACGGCACGAAAAAGAAGAAACGGAAGGAAGGAGAUGACGACGAUGGGGAGGAGGAGGAGGAGGAAAUGGAAGAAGAGGCGUCAGACGGAGCAGAUGAUUCUGACAGUGAUGAUGACGAUGAAGCUAUGGAAGAAGAAGGGGAGGAGGAGGAGGACAUGGAAGGAGAGGUGGUGGACCAUAAUUUCCGUCUGGAGUUGAUGAAGGUUUUACAGCAACAGAAUGCUGCGGCCACACAGGAAGACGACAGCAGUGAUGAUGAUAUAGACGAUGACGCCAUGAUGGAGCUGGACAAGAGCCUGGCAGCUUUGUUCUCUGAGCAGAAGAAAAAGAUCCAGGCCAAGAAAGAUGAGAAGGCAAAAAUAAAGAAAGAGAAGACGCUGGUCCGAGACUUCAAGAUCAAGGUGUUGGACCUCAUCGAAGUGUUUGUGGCGCGGCAGGCAGGCAGCCCUCUAGUGUUGGGCUUAGUGGAGCCACUGCUGGCACUUAUCGACAGAGGAAUGAGCGCCGACAACAACCAGCAGGAGCAGGACUUCCUGCGCAGAGCUGCAGACAUCUUCAGGAACCAGCUGUGUAGAUCCAAGGUUUACUGCAGGACUGUUGGUGACCGACAGGGGGAGCUCCAUGACCUGCUGGACAAACUGAUGACGAAAGCCAAGAAACUGUCUGACUCUACAGUCUGCCUCUAUUACUUCAGUGCGUGCCUAUAUUUGGUCAAAGUCCUGCGAGGAGUUCCACCCACCGCUGAGACAGAAGAGAAGAAGACAGCAGAGAAAUCGACAGACACAGAACUGAGGUUCAUGGGAAACGUGGACAUGGAUCGUGUCACCGUCAUCUUCAGAGACGCUGUGACCUCAUACAUGAGUAGGAGGAGGAGUCCUCUGACCACGCAGAUGUUCACGGACCUGUUAAACAGAUUUCCUCUCUUGUAUGCAAAUCUGGUGGACACAGUGGUGCCGUUUAUCACGUCUGGAGUCAGAGAACACCAGCAGGGCCAGGCCUGUGUGUUAGUGCUGCGAGCCAUGCAGAGCAGAGAGGUUCAGAAGCUUCUUAGCGGCGAACCGUGGACAGAGCUGUGUGACAAGAUUGCUGGUCAGCUGACGAUGAGUCUUCAGCAGGCCGAGCAAACUGACAACAAGGUGGUGAGGGAGAAGCUGCUGAAGGUCCUGGAGCUCUGUCAGUUCUUCGUCAAGCAUGUUCACCAGCAGAAGCUGUCUGUGGACCUGGAGCCCCUGCAACAGGUCCUACAAAGCCUGACCAGCACCAUCACGUUUAAGAAGACAGGAAAGCUGGAGGACACCUACUGGGCAGUGAUGAAACAUUUUGGAGUCAUGAAGCCCAAAGUUGAAAAGACAAAGUCUGACAAGGAGGUGGAACAACAGCCAGAGUCGAAGAAGAAGAAAGGCUUUCUGCCGGAAACAAAGAAGCGUAAAAAGCGCCAGAAGCCUGUUUUAGAGCCGGCAGCAGAACAAUCGACGCCCAAAGACAAACUGGAGGUGAAGAAAGGACAAGCAAAAAAGAAACAAGAUCAGAAAUCAAAGCCCAAACGACCUGCCGACGGCGCAGCAGAUACGCAGCCAAACCCAGCCAAGAAGAAGAAAAUACAGUCGGAGAACAGGCAGGAGAAAAAGAAGAAUAAAAAACAGAAGAAAAGAGGAGGGCAAAUGUGAAGUGGACACUUUUAUUCUAAUGGAGACUUUUUUUUCCCCUUCUCAUCUUUACCUGUAAAUGUCUGCCAUAUUUUUCUAAUGUGUGACUGUUGACUAAAAUUCAACAACAAUAAAUCAGUUUCUUUUCCUGGAAAUCUA
Cynoglossus semilaevis (tongue sole) is the source of this 4047-nucleotide messenger RNA. RefSeq names its product MYB binding protein (P160) 1a (gene mybbp1a). Gene Ontology annotation, molecular function: transcription factor binding; sequence-specific DNA binding; RNA binding. Lineage: Eukaryota; Metazoa; Chordata; Actinopteri; Pleuronectiformes; Cynoglossidae. The transcript is spliced from 27 exons. Gene Ontology annotation, biological process: regulation of DNA-templated transcription. Gene Ontology annotation, cellular component: nucleolus. Bases 91 to 3909 code for a protein of 1272 amino acids. The record is from RefSeq and is a predicted model, not a curated record.